AUGGCCGACGACCGCAGCGCCGUCGAAAUCGUCGAAGGACGUCCCUCCCAGCCGGCCACCACCGGCGACGACGUUGAGAUGGAGGGCACCACCAUCGUUCCCGGCGAUGACACCGUCGGAGAGUCCGCGAAGGACGGUGAAGCUGAAGGGGCCGCCGCCGAGAAGCAGGACGACAAGGCCCCCGAACCUCGCGCCACCUUCCUGAACUACCUUACCAGUCCCGUCGUCACCUUGCUCGUCGGUCAGGACGGCACCGAAACCAUCUUGACAGCCCACCAGGCCCUCUUGGCCAAGAGCCCUUUCUUCAAGGAGGCGUGUGCGCAGUUUAGCGAUGAUGGAAGUCCCCGCCAAAUCGAACUUUCCAACGAAAACACCGAAGCCGUAGGCAGCUUCCUCGAAUACCUCUACACGGGCGAGUACUUCCCCCGCAAGCUCUCCGGGCAGCGCGUCCUCGAGGAGGACCCCUCCAUGCCCAGCGUCGACGACACAGGCGAUCAGCUUCUCAAGCACGCCCGCGUCUACACCCUCGCCGACAAGUACGGCGUCUCCGGCCUCAAGCUCCUCUCCAGCUCCAAGAUCCACUGCGUCAACUCCACCGCCAAGGGCGAGAUCGCCUACGCCCGCUACGUGUACCAGUACACCAGCCCCGACGACACCACCGUGCGCGCCCCCAUCGCCAGCUUCUGGGCCGCGCGCUCCCAUACGCUCCGCGCCGAGGCCGAGGACGAGUUCAAGUCGUUGUGCUUGGAGUUUCCCCAGUUUGGUUACGAUGUUCUCACACGGGUCCUCGACGAGAAGCUCAAGCGCGAGAGGACAGAGAAGAUGCACCCUGCCGCGGGUCCCGCCAGCGGAAGGAAGAGGGCACGACACAGCAACGUGUCAUCCAGGGACUAGACUUAGACUUCUAUGGUGCCCUUUCGCUACUGCUGCUACUCCUGUAUAACUGCAUAUGGUGGGCGUCAGGAGGGAUUCUCCGGGCCAUGGUCAGUUUCGCAUUUCGCGUGGGAGUCGAGGCUUGUUCGGGUUAUGUGUGGGAAUGG
Messenger RNA from Sodiomyces alkalinus F11, 1040 nucleotides. RefSeq lists its product as hypothetical. The record is from RefSeq and is a predicted model, not a curated record. Gene Ontology annotation, molecular function: protein binding. Lineage: Eukaryota; Fungi; Ascomycota; Sordariomycetes; Glomerellales; Plectosphaerellaceae. The transcript is spliced from 3 exons. The coding region runs from base 1 to 894 and encodes 297 amino acids.